AAGUAUUGGACACCCUUCCAAAUCAUUGGAUUCAGGUGUUCCAAUCACCUCCAUAGCCACAGAUGUAUAAAAUCAAGCACCUAGGCAUGCAGACUGCUUCUACAAACAUUUGUGAAAGAAUGGGUCGCUCUCAGGAACUUAAUGAAUUCAAGCGUGGUACUGUGAUAGGUUGCCACCUUUGCAAUAAGUCCAUCCGUGAAAUUUCCUUGCUACCAAAUAUUCCAUGGUCAACUGUUAGUGGUAUUAUAACAAAGUGGAAGCAACUGGGAACAACAGCAACUCAAUCACGAAGUGGUAGGCUGCAUAAAAUGACAGAGCGGGGUCAGCACAUGCUGAAGCGCACAGAAGUCGCCAACUGUUUGCAGAGUCAAUAGCUAAAGACCUGCAAUCUUUGUGUGGCCUUCAGAUUAGCACAACAGUGCAUAGAGAGAUUCAUGGAAUGGGUUUCCAUGGCUGAGCAGCUGCAUCCAAACCU
Molecule: messenger RNA, 475 nt
Organism: Staurois parvus
Lineage: Eukaryota; Metazoa; Chordata; Amphibia; Anura; Ranidae
Source: the annotation of a GenBank genome assembly